AAUGGUAUCUUCCAAGAUGGCAGCCUUCGUAAGCAAAUGCUGUGUAGCCUCAGCUAUCAAAGUUAAAUGUUUAUCUCCUUCUCUUACAGCCAGACGAUGGUUGCUCUCAGCGGCUUACACAGACACCAAAGUGUGGGAGGCGAGAGAAAAAGAGCCACAAAACCUGGCUGUUAUAGCUAAUCUCAUGGACAGAACAUAUGAAAGGAAGUUUCCAGUCAGCUCUCUAACCAUUUCACGGUUUGUUGACAACAUAUCAUCCAGAGAGGAAGUAGAUCAAACAGAGUACUACCUGUACAAGUUUCGUCACAGUUCAAACUGUUGGUACUUGCGUGACUGGACCAUUCACUCUUGGAUCAGACAGUGUCUGAAAUUUGGAGCCAGAGAAAAGGCCCUUUACACGGUUAAAAACAAGGUCCAGUUUGGAAUAUUUCCAGACAACUUCACCUUCAACCUGCUGAUAGAUUCCUACAUUAAGGAUGGAGACAUUAAAAGUGCAUUCUCAGUGGUUGAAGAGGUGAUGCUUCAGGAGGCCUUUGACCUUCCCUCCACUCAUGUCCUGUCUCUGUACACUCUGGGUCAUUUCCUCGCAGCCAAACCACAACUUACUGUGUCAGAAGAGCGGGCAUUGGGGGCGUCGCUGCUCCUCUGUGGACUGCAGCAGGACGACACUAUUGGUCUCAGUGCUCAAAUGCUUGGGAACGCUCUCCUAGGAAAGAUGGAGAUGUUAAAGGGCAUUCAUGCAGUUUUUAAAGGCAUGCCUCUCUCCUGGGCUCGAGGGUAUCUGGGUCAGGCGCUGGCUGUGAUGGAGAGGGUUGUGGCUGCAGGUUCUGGGGAUAUCAAACUGACUAAAGACACACUCGAUUACGUGAAUGACUUGCUGCAGGAGCUAUCCUCAACCUCGGAGACGGAUGAGUCUGGAGAGGAGUCUGGAGAGGAGUCAGGCGAGGAGUCGGGCGAGGAAGAGAAGAAGAAAGUGGAAGAGGUGGAUGAAGAUGAUCUGGCUGAGAGGGCUAACCUUCCUCAGUAUGUCAUCAGAUUUAAGGAGUUGAGCAGUCAGCUGGAGAUUCAGGGUAAAGUGGAGCCCGCCUCUCUCCAGACUCUAGUGACCACACUGGCCCAGCAGAGCCUGGCUGCAGCAGAGAAGCAGGACCUGGAGCAGUAUGAGAGCCAGAUGCAGGACUGGGAUGCCGAGAAGAGGCAGCUGAGCCAGAGGGAGAAGGAAAUGAGGGAGAAAGCUGAACAGGAAAGACAGGAGCGGUUAGCUGCCAGGGCUGCAGCUAAGUCAGCUUAGAGACUGAUAAAUGAGACGUACUGCUCUUUUAAUGGAUUAACAUUACACCUGCACAUGUUACCGGUGACUC
This is a messenger RNA of Nematolebias whitei (Rio pearlfish), 1361 nucleotides long. RefSeq names its product mitochondrial ribosomal protein S27 (gene mrps27). NCBI's taxonomy places the organism in Eukaryota, Metazoa, Chordata, Actinopteri, Cyprinodontiformes, Rivulidae. Bases 2 to 1291 code for a protein of 429 amino acids. The record is from RefSeq and is a predicted model, not a curated record. Gene Ontology annotation, cellular component: mitochondrion. The transcript is spliced from 11 exons. Gene Ontology annotation, molecular function: protein binding.